AUGGCGUCCCAAGACGAGCCCGUUUCGCCGACUGGCAAUGUCCCGACUUUCUCACAUCCCGCAUCUUCGACUCCAGAUGGACAUCGCCCUGGGAGCGUUGUAUCCUCCCACAUGACCGACAUCGCCAGCGAGGAUGAGGCCGACGAGACGGCCAUGACCGCGGCUUCGUCCAAAAUAUGGGGAGGCGCCAGGAAGAACUUGGGCGUCGGCAAGAGAGGAAGCGGCACCAGCACAACCAGUUCCGCGCUGGGAACGUCGCCGAGCCUGACAUCACGUAGCCACGUUCAAGGGCUCACGUCAAACGCCUUUUUCCACCCCAUGAGCUCGCAAAAGCUGCAGGCCCAGAGAGCCGGAGCCGCACGACCUCUCGCGACGACCCAGCCACCACCAGCUGCGCCCCAGCCACAGUUUGGAGACCUGCCCGACAACGCAACGGAUAUCGAUGGCAGUGUGAUCCACGACUUUGCACCUUCACCAGUGGCCCAGCAUGGCCCGCCGCAGUUCCAGCACGUCAUGUAUAGCGAAGAGCAGAGGCACCUGCCCUCCCGCGGCACCGACUUUACCGAGCACGACACAUUCGAUCAGGCUACGGAAGCCACCAGCCCUACCGGUCACUAUGCUGGAGGGAGCAUGUCCGAGAGCGUUCGACCGCUGCGCAAGGCCUCGGUUCCGGAGAAGGCCCACCCACAUCUUGACCUGAGCGGAACCACGAGCCUGAGAGAUUUGAGGAAUUUCCCCAGCCCAAUGCUCAAAACCCCCCGGUCGUUUGGGUCAACUUUCCUCCCCGGGAUGAGUGACCGUGAUCAGGCCCAGAGUGCUGAGGAUCGAAACGCGCCUGGUGUGGAAAAACUCGCCUCCACUGCGUCGUCACCACGACUAAACCCUAUUGAUUCCCAACUACGACCCAAGACCGAGAGCACCGCAGUACAGCACAAGUACAGCAAAGAACGCAACUAUGAGUACUUUGAGGGCAAUACCAUGUUCUUCUUCGGAGGCCGAUGGCAAAACACUAGGCAGCGGCCUAUCAACGUUGCUACUGGAGUCUUCAUCGUUAUCCCUUGCGUUCUGUUCUUCGUCUUCGAGGCGCCGUGGCUUUGGCACAACAUUUCUCCCGCCAUCCCCAUCAUCUUUGCAUACCUUGCCUACCUUUGCUUCUCCUCUUUCCUCCAUGCUUCCAUUUCGGACCCCGGAAUCCUUCCCCGAAAUCUUCACCAGUUCCCACCUCUUGGGCCGCAUGAAGAUCCCCUUCGUGUCGACCCCCCCACAAACGACUGGACACUGAUAAAGUCAGCGGAGCCGACGGCGGCCGCCAUGGAGUUCCCCGUCAAGCACUGCCGGACGUGCAACAUCUGGCGACCCCCUCGUGCUCACCACUGCCGUCUAUGUGACAACUGCGUCGAGACGCACGACCACCACUGCGUGUGGCUCAACAACUGCGUUGGCAAACGCAACUACCGAUACUUUUUCACCUUUGUCUCAUCUGCCACCAUCCUCUCCCUCUACUUGAUCGGCGCAAGCCUUGCACAACUCAUUGUUUACAUGAACCAAAAAAACAUUUCCUUUUCCAAAUCCAUCGACCACUUCCGUGUUUCUCUGGCCUUGGUCAUCCUGGGAGUCUUUGCCUUUCUCUACCCCGCCGCGCUCAUGGGAUAUCACAUCUUCUUGAUGGCCCGUGGCGAAACGACGAGAGAAUUCAUGAACUCUCACAAGUUCACCAAGAGCGAACGAUAUCGUCCAUUUGACCAAGCAAGCUUCUGGAGGAACAUCCUGGCCGUUCUCUGCCGACCCCGCACGCCCUCUUAUUACCAGUUCAAGAAGCGCUAUGAGAACGGCGAUCAACGAUUUGGUCUUCACCGGGACCAACGUCCAGUGCUUGAUUCUCGAGGCCUCGAGAUGGACGCUGUCAAGCCCCCUUCCCAAGGUGGCUUCCAAGGCCCUGUCACCCUCCGGGGUUCAAGCCAGGGUGAACCGUGA
Trichoderma breve is the source of this 1974-nucleotide messenger RNA. RefSeq names its product DHHC palmitoyltransferase domain-containing protein. Gene Ontology annotation, biological process: protein targeting to membrane; peptidyl-L-cysteine S-palmitoylation. The transcript has 3 exons. The record is from RefSeq and is a predicted model, not a curated record. Gene Ontology annotation, molecular function: protein-cysteine S-palmitoyltransferase activity. Bases 1 to 1974 code for a protein of 657 amino acids. Lineage: Eukaryota; Fungi; Ascomycota; Sordariomycetes; Hypocreales; Hypocreaceae. Gene Ontology annotation, cellular component: endoplasmic reticulum; Golgi apparatus.